AUGAGCUCCAGUGUGAUCUGCAGCAGAGAGACAAUAAAAAACGUUCAGAUCGAGCCUCGCAGGAACUCCAUUCCCCCAACACGGACUCUCACUGCCAAACAUCUGCUGGCAUACCUGCCCAGACCACAGCCAGAAUCAACACGUUACACUCCUUACACAUACAAGGUCGCAGCUAAAUCCACCGUUGCCUCCAUGAUGAUUACAAAAAGAGCCUCUCUUAUCCACAACUUGAACUAUGUUAACUGCUCAUCCCUCCCACCAUCCCAGGAGGCCUCUCCUUCCCACACCCAGAAUCCCUGCAGUCAGUCCUCUCAGGCUUUGACUUUGGCUAAGCAAGAACUUCCACAAGAGCACAAUGUCCAAGAAACUCCUCUGGAACUAGUAGAAGAGAUCCCGAAGCCUCAGCGUUUGUAUCGCAGCAGACACCUCAAGCGUUUCAGCUCCAGAUGGCAAUCGAGAGGCUCCACUGGCAGCAACAACAUUCCGAUCUCUGCAAUAGAGAAGCAGCUUGGUGCAAGGAGUCACAAGAAGCGUUGUAAGCUGCUGGGUGACGAGCACUCUUUGCAUGUCACUGCCAGCAAUCAGCGCCAGCGUUAUGUCACCAAGGACGGAAAGUGUAGGGUCAAUCUGGGACCUAUUGAGGACAAGAGUCGCUUCAUCUCAGAUAUUUUCACCACAUUAGUAGACCUCAAGUAUCGCUGGUUCCUUCUUGUCUUCUCUAUGUGCUACAUUCUGACGUGGGUGGCCUUUGGUGGAAUCUACUUUUUAGGUGCCUGGUUGCGUGAUGACAUUGCACAUGUUAACGACCUACAAUGGCAGGCCUGCUUCCAAAAUGUAGACAGUUUUCUAUCAGCCCUGCUCCUGUCAUUAGAAAGCCAGAGGACUAUUGGGUACGGUUCUAGGAUGGUGACAGCUAACUGUCCUGAGGGUACUGUGCUCCUGAUGGUCCAGUCCAUCCUUGGCUCCAUUAUCGACGCUCUGAUGGUGGGGUGCAUGUUUGUUAAAAUCUCCCGGCCGCAGCAGAGAGCCCAGACGCUGAUCUUCAGCAAGCACUGUGUCAUAUGUGAGCGUGACGAGAAGCUGUGCAUGCUCUUCCGCAUUGGUGAUCUGAGAGAGAGCCACAUGGUGGAUGCUAAGAUCCGGGCCAAGCUGAUCAAGUCCAGGCAGACCAAGGAGGGCGAGUUCAUCCCCCUGGAACAGUCAGAGAUCAAUCUGGGCUACGACACCGGGGGAGACAGGCUGCUCCUGGUGGAACCCCAGACCAUCACCCACAUCAUCAAUGAAAGCAGCCCGUUCUGGGAGGUGGGGGCUGAGCGUUUGAAGAGGGAAACUUUUGAGAUCAUUGUCAUCCUGGAGGGCAUCGUAGAGGCAUCAGGUAUGACAUGCCAGGCGAGGACUUCCUACACAGAGGAUGAGAUCCUGUGGGGCCACCGAUUUGAGUCCUGCAUUUCCUUGGAGAAAGGGGCGUUUCGUGUUGACUACUCUGCUUUUGACAAAACCUUUGAGGUACAAAUGUCCCUACUGAGCGCCAAAGACAGGAGCUCAUCAAAGGAACAAGAAGACUUGUUUUAG
Messenger RNA from Toxotes jaculatrix (banded archerfish), 1572 nucleotides. RefSeq names its product G protein-activated inward rectifier potassium channel 3-like. Gene Ontology annotation, molecular function: inward rectifier potassium channel activity. NCBI's taxonomy places the organism in Eukaryota, Metazoa, Chordata, Actinopteri, Toxotidae. The transcript is spliced from 4 exons. The coding region runs from base 1 to 1572 and encodes 523 amino acids. The record is from RefSeq and is a predicted model, not a curated record. Gene Ontology annotation, biological process: regulation of monoatomic ion transmembrane transport; potassium ion import across plasma membrane. Gene Ontology annotation, cellular component: plasma membrane.